Messenger RNA from Clunio marinus, 1352 nucleotides. The record is from the annotation of a GenBank genome assembly. NCBI's taxonomy places the organism in Eukaryota, Metazoa, Arthropoda, Insecta, Diptera, Chironomidae.
AGUUGAAAACGGAAAAGCAAAGGAUAAAGUUCAGUCGAAAGUGUAUUGAAAUUAAAGUUUUGAAGUUAAAGUAAAAGUUGAAAGGAAGAAGAAUUCAAUGUGAUGAAAUGGAAAGCUUUUAAAAAAAUUAUUGAAACUUAUGCUAUAAAAUUUAUUAUUGGUGAUAAAAAUUAAUGAAAUGAAUGCUAUAAUGGAUACAGAAAUCAUGGAUAAUGUUACAAAUAUAACUGAUGGAGAUUAUUUGCCGUACUCAGCACGGCCUGAAACUUAUUUCGUGCCGAUUCUCUUCUCAAUCAUCUUCUUGAGUGGCAUCGUCGGCAAUUGGACUAUCUGCGUGAUUUUCAUUAAACAUCCGUCGAUGAGAAAUGUUCCAAACACUUACAUUUUUUCUCUUGCAUUCGGUGAUCUUCUAGUCAUUCUCAUUUGUGUACCGCUUGCUGGACUUCCUUACGUCUUUGAACAUUGGCCAUGGGGUGAUGGGAACUUGGGCAAUGUUCUUUGUCGUGGCAGUGAAUUUGCGAAAGACAUUUCGAUUGGUGUGUCAAUAUUUACUCUUGUGGCAUUAGCAAGCGACCGUUACACUGGCAUUGUCAAUCCCCUUAAGAAGCUUCAGGCAAGAUCCAAAAUGAUUCUCGUCAUCAUCGUCGUGAUCUGGUCGUUGGCUGUAUUAUUCGCAUUACCAGCUGUUCUUGUAUCAAAAGUUAUUAAUACUAACGAUAUCAUGUAUUGCAGUCCCUUUGGCAAUUUUGGAAAAACUUACAGCAAGUACAUGACGAUCAUAAAAGCGACCAUUUACUACUUUCUUCCCCUAACCAUCAUCGGAAUUCUCUACACUUUAAUGGCAAAAAAGCUUCAAAACAGUGCUCGUGAAGUUCAAAGCAUCGCGGGUGCCGGAUAUCGAUUGAAGAACCCUCAAGCACAAAACCGAAGGCACGUUGCAAGAAUGGUGAUUGUCUUCAUUUUAGUUUUCAUCAUUUGUUUUCUCCCCCAUUGGAUUUUUCAAUUGUGGUUUUGGCUUUCCGAAGACGCUGAAUCGAAUUAUGAUUUGAUGUGGCAUUACGUCAGAAUUAUUGGAUUUUGCUUAUACUUUAUUAACUCAACUCUCAACCCUCUCGCACUUUACUUUGUGUCAAGUUUGUUUCGACAACAUUUCCAUAACUAUUUGUGUUGUCAAUCGAACACUGUUGAACAUGGUGUGACAUUCUCAAGGGGACAAUCAACGUAUAAGCGGUCAAAUGGAAAAACUCCGACGACUUACAUAGAAUCCUCAAAUUAUUCAAUGGGUUAAGAAGAUUUAUUGUGAUUGCAACUAAAUGUUUAAGUUUAUUUUGUCAAAUUUAAUGCAAAUGUUA